Molecule: messenger RNA, 1504 nt
Organism: Plodia interpunctella (Indianmeal moth)
Lineage: Eukaryota; Metazoa; Arthropoda; Insecta; Lepidoptera; Pyralidae
Gene: A2
Product: actin, muscle-type A2
Exons: 2
Coding region: 203-1333 (376 amino acids)
Biological process (GO): mitotic cytokinesis
Source: RefSeq, a predicted model, not a curated record
AUGGUCUUAAAUGGCAGUCGCAGGCGCAUCUCUGUUGGCUGGGGCUAGGGGCGGGCACUCGCCUUGUAGGGAGUGCAAGCGUGCGCGCGGGCGGUAUAAAGCCGCACGGCGCACCGCAAGCCCUCCACUACCGCCGCCGCGACCGUCCGGACCGCGCUGUAACUAGUGAUAUCGUGUGGAGUGUGUGGUGUAGUCAGCAAACAUGUGUGAUGAUGAUGCGGGCGCGCUUGUUGUGGACAAUGGGUCCGGGAUGUGUAAGGCAGGCUUCGCGGGCGAUGACGCUCCGCGCGCCGUGUUCCCGUCCAUCGUAGGCCGCCCCCGGCACCAGGGCGUCAUGGUGGGUAUGGGUCAGAAGGACUCGUAUGUAGGAGAUGAGGCUCAGAGCAAAAGAGGUAUCCUCACGCUCAAAUAUCCCAUUGAACACGGCAUCAUCACCAACUGGGAUGACAUGGAGAAGAUCUGGCAUCACACGUUCUACAAUGAGUUGCGUGUCGCUCCUGAAGAGCACCCAAUUCUGCUGACGGAGGCACCUCUUAACCCCAAAGCGAACCGUGAGAAGAUGACACAGAUCAUGUUUGAGACGUUCAACUGCCCGGCGAUGUACGUGGCGAUUCAAGCCGUGCUGUCCCUGUACGCGUCCGGUCGUACAACCGGUAUCGUGCUGGACUCCGGCGAUGGUGUUUCCCACACGGUGCCCAUUUACGAAGGUUAUGCUUUACCCCAUGCCAUCCUUCGAUUGGAUUUAGCCGGCCGUGAUCUUACCGACUACCUCAUGAAGAUCCUGACGGAGCGCGGCUACUCAUUCACCACAACGGCUGAGCGUGAGAUCGUACGUGAUAUCAAGGAGAAGCUUUGUUAUGUGGCGUUAGACUUCGAACAGGAAAUGCAAACUGCAGCCGCAUCUACGUCACUCGAGAAGUCAUACGAGCUUCCUGACGGUCAGGUCAUCACGAUCGGUAACGAGAGGUUCCGCUGUCCCGAGGCUCUCUUCCAGCCAUCCUUCCUCGGUAUGGAGUCCUGCGGCAUCCACGAAACGGUAUAUAACUCAAUCAUGAAGUGCGAUGUAGAUAUCCGUAAGGACUUGUACGCUAACACCGUCUUGUCCGGCGGUACCACCAUGUAUCCCGGUAUCGCUGAUAGGAUGCAAAAGGAGAUUACGGCUCUGGCGCCUUCUACGAUCAAAAUCAAGAUAAUCGCGCCGCCCGAGCGUAAGUACUCGGUCUGGAUCGGCGGCUCCAUCCUGGCAUCGCUGUCCACCUUCCAGCAGAUGUGGAUCUCCAAGCAGGAGUACGACGAGUCGGGCCCAGGCAUCGUGCACCGCAAGUGCUUCUAGACUCCGCGUCUCUAGUCUAGAGCUCAAACACCAUGUUCUUUUAUGCCACUUUUUUACAAUCAUUUAUAAAACUGUAUUUAUUUUAUAUUUCGGUCGGAGACUGCACGCUCUUGCGUUACAUGUAAGUGAGCUUAUGUAAGUUAAUGUGCUUUAAUUAUAAUUUUGUUACUA